GAGCCUUACGACUGUGUCUGCCUCGAACUCACAACCUUCCACACUUCCUUUUCGUGUCGUAGGCUCGGGAUGAAUUCGGUAAGUAAUGGGCUGUGGGCCUUCGGAUCGUUUUAUGGAAAUUGACGAUCAUCGCUUCAAUUUUUUCAUAGAGAGGCUCGACCAAUAUCUGUACACUCUGGCACGCUACGAGAUAGCCUGGGUCCGUAUCUCCGGGUGGCUCGAAGGAAAAGAGCUGCCGAACCGGGUCCAGAGCCAUACUCCCGGGAUACCGAGCAAAGACUUUCCGUGUGAGGUCUUUCGUCGCUGUAAAGACAUCGUCCGUGGAAAGGACGUCAUCCCCAUCACGUCGGCCACCAUUAAGGUCUCCGGAAUCAUCAGAGCACUGGUGCAACAGCAUCAUCCUUUCAAGCUUAUCGGCGUCGAGCCGGCUGCCCUCUCUUGGUGGCGAAGGAGACUCGAAAAAGGGAGGGCGAGAAUUACGCAAGAUGACCACCAUGACCUGUCAUGUUAUCCACCAGAGUCGGAGCCUGGUCUGGACGUUGCAUCGGUGCAUGCAAAGGAGGUUGAUCGUUGGCUCCUUCCACUCGCUCUUCGAAUCGACGAAAUCGGGGUUUCGCAGUUGGACGAGCCGGGAACCUCUGGGCAUGACGAGUCUAAGACCGGUGAGACGAAAGAGCUCGAGCCGUCUCGGCCGAAGGAGCCCGAGGUGUCAAAGUCGGAGGAAGCUGGAAUCCCUCAGUCGGACUCUGCGGAAAAAGUCGAUCGGCAGCUAUGCGGAUUGUCUUGAACAGACGUCACGGCGUUGCUGUGCGGGGAGCUCCUUAUCCUUCGAUUCCUGAUCUGGCCCUGGUUUUCAACGGAGCCUACGAUCUUCGAAAAUGCGGGCCGAAUGGGCAGUC
This is a messenger RNA of Filobasidium floriforme, 899 nucleotides long. RefSeq lists its product as uncharacterized. NCBI's taxonomy places the organism in Eukaryota, Fungi, Basidiomycota, Tremellomycetes, Filobasidiales, Filobasidiaceae. The coding region runs from base 86 to 787 and encodes 233 amino acids. The transcript has 2 exons. The record is from RefSeq and is a predicted model, not a curated record.